GAAAAUAAUUCUUGCAAUCUACACUCACGAUGCGUGAUUCAAUAUUUUCAUGUGUUGUAGAGAGAAGCAUUCAUUAUUUUCUUGUGUUUCUUUCCCGCUCUGAGAAAGAAACAGAGGUUCUCUUAUGGCUUCGAUUUCAGCACUAGUAUAUUUUUUAUGGAAAUAACUAGCUCAUAUUUACACUGAAGUUAUUUGAAUGGCUCAGCUCAUCUUCUCGGCUUCAGCGUCCUGUAUUUAUAAUACUGUAACGGCCCUGCAACUUUUUCGCUUUUGGUUCGGAGAGAGGAAGAGCUGUCUCUGCUUCGAAUAAAGAAAGCAGGUUAGAGGGGAAGGUCAAGGACUCUGUGCAAGGAAGGGGAGGAGAUGAACACUAGAAUGCGGACGGCAGUGCAGGCCAUGAAAGCUUGCCCGAAGCUCGACAAAGUAAACUUCUUUGAGAUGGAGAAGGAGAAAACGAAUGAGGUGGCUGAGGAAAUCAAAUUAAAAGAACCAGGAAAAUGCCUGUCGAGGAGAGAGAGAAAGAUUGCUUUGCAACAAGAUGUUGAUAAGCUGACAAAAAAACUCAGGCGUGAAGAGAAUGUUCACAGAGCAUUAAAGAGAGCUUUUACCAGACCCUUAGGUGCUCUCCCACGCCUCCCUCCCUAUCUCCCUUCAUAUACACUCGAGCUUCUUGCUGAAGUAGCUGUGUUGGAGGAGGAGGUGAUUCGGCUUGAAGAAAAGGUGGUAACUUUUCGACAAGAUCUCUACCAAGAAGCCAUUUUUAUCUCUACUUCCAAAAACAAGAAGGAAACUGGAUCGGAUUCAUUCUAUGAUCAAUCAGAACAACAGAAAGCUCAAUCUCGACUGAACGCUUCUGCGAUCAGCACCACAUCGCCGUCGCCAUCAAAGCGGCGAUCUUUGGACGGAAACCACCACCAUUUUCCUUCCAUCUAUGUUGUUAAAGAGAACCGGCUUCCAAAGAAGCACGACUCUUCCCUGUCUGAAGAACAUAGAGGAAAAGAGAACCAGCCAAAAAAUCAAGCAGCUGAUAAGGUAAGAAAAGUUCCCACCUUUCAGAAUCCCUCUGAUAAAAAGUCCUGUAAGGAACUCAGCGGACCAAACAAAUUAUCAGAGGAGAUCUUGAGAUGUCUCUUGAGUAUUUUCUCAAGGAUUAGCUUGGCGAAGAACGCAAUGGCGAUGGAGAGCGAGUUUUCUCCUUCUGUUUCAGCCUCUUCUGAAGGUUUAGGGAUUCAAGGAUCUCUAGAUCCUUAUAGUAUUUGUUCACAAUUUGGGAGAAGGGAUGUAGGCCCAUAUCAACACCUCCAUGAAUUAGAAGCAAGCUCGAUCGAUCCAAAUCUCAUCUCAAACUCAUUGUUUCUUACACAAAGAUUGAAAUUACUGUUGAAGAAGCUCUCAUCUGUGGAUGUUUCUGAGCUUACUCAUCAGCAGAAGCUUGCUUUCUGGAUCAAUAUAUACAAUUCAUGCAUCAUGAAUGCAUUUUUAGAGAAUGGUAUACCCACAACUCCACAGAUGGUUGUUGAGCAAAUGCUUAAGGCAAUGGUAAAUGUGGGGGGACACAUACUCAGUGCAAUGAACAUUGAACACUUCAUACUUAGAUUGCCUUAUUACUCAAAGCAUUACUCUUUGGAGAGACUAAGAAGUGAUGAGAAGACAAGAAGGGCAGUGUUCAGGUUAGAUUGGCCCGAGCCAUUGGUAACAUUUGCUCUUUCUUGCGGAAGUUGGUCGUCACCAACCGUGAGAGUGUACACCGCAAUGAAUGUACAACACGAGUUAGAAGAAGCAAAAAAGGAAUACCUACAAGCAGCAGUAGGGAUAUUGAAGCCAAACAGAUUGGCCAUACCCAAACUGCUGGAUUGGUAUCUGUUGGAUUUCGCUGAGGAUUUCGAGUCAUUAAUGGAUUGGAUCUGCUUCCAGCUUCCACCUGAACUCAGAACUGAAGCAUUCGAAUGCCUUCAGAUGAGCAGGUUUGUGAUUCCGCAUGCAAUACAGAUUCUUCCUUAUGAGUUCAGAUUCAGAUAUCUCUUUGUUCCUUAGAUUUUAACUCAUUUCUCAGUUUAAUAUAUAAGUCAAAAAUGGUUGUUGUUCAGUUCUGUACAAAUCUCUGAGACAUAAAUUGUUUGUGGGAAUCUAUAAAAUGACUUGUUUCUUUUUUUCAAAUAGUGUCAAGAUCAAUAUAGAAC
This is a messenger RNA of Phalaenopsis equestris, 2180 nucleotides long. RefSeq lists its product as uncharacterized. The transcript has 10 exons. The coding region runs from base 364 to 2034 and encodes 556 amino acids. Lineage: Eukaryota; Viridiplantae; Streptophyta; Magnoliopsida; Asparagales; Orchidaceae. The record is from RefSeq and is a predicted model, not a curated record.